Messenger RNA from Pteronotus mesoamericanus, 8492 nucleotides. RefSeq names its product erythrocyte membrane protein band 4.1 like 1 (gene EPB41L1). Lineage: Eukaryota; Metazoa; Chordata; Mammalia; Chiroptera; Mormoopidae. The transcript is spliced from 26 exons. Gene Ontology annotation, molecular function: actin binding; structural molecule activity. Gene Ontology annotation, biological process: cortical actin cytoskeleton organization. The record is from RefSeq and is a predicted model, not a curated record. Gene Ontology annotation, cellular component: plasma membrane; cytoskeleton. The coding region runs from base 226 to 5091 and encodes 1621 amino acids.
AGCCAGGCCCGGGGCUGUGGGCACAGUGCCCAGCCCCCGGCGCACGCCGAGCCGCCGCUGCUGCAGUCGGCAUCCAUCAGCGGGCGGGGGUGUCACGGAACAGGCUGCUCCGCAGAGCUCACCGCGCGCCCCGCCCGGAGGCCUGCCACCCCGAGGAACCGAGGGGGCGCCCCACACUCAGACUUGCCGAGAUGGAGACCUCCAGGCUCAGGCGUGCUGGUCACCAUGACAACAGAGACAGGCCCUGAUUCUGAGGUGAAGAAGGCUCAGGAAGAGGCCCCACAACAGCCUGAGGCCGCCGCUGCCGCUGUGACCACCCCGGUGACCCCCGCAGGCCACGGCCACCCGGAGGCCAACUCCAAUGAAAAGCAUCUGCCCCAGCAGGACACUCGGCCUGCUGAACAGAGCCUAGACAUGGAGGAGAAGGACAACGGGGAGGCUGAUGGCCUGUCGGAGAGGACCACGCCCAGCAAGGCCCAGAAGUCACCCCAGAAGAUUGCCAAAAAAUAUAAGAGUGCCCUGUGCCGGGUCACUCUGCUCGAUGCAUCCGAGUAUGAGUGUGAGGUGGAGAAACACGGCCGGGGCCAGGUGCUGUUCGACCUGGUCUGUGAGCACCUCAACCUCCUGGAGAAGGACUACUUUGGUCUGACCUUCUGUGACGCUGACAGCCAGAAGAACUGGCUGGAUCCCUCCAAGGAGAUCAAGAAGCAGAUCCGGAGUAGCCCCUGGAAUUUUGCCUUUACAGUCAAGUUCUACCCCCCUGAUCCUGCGCAGCUGACAGAAGAUAUCACAAGAUACUACCUGUGCCUGCAGCUGCGGGCGGACAUCAUCACAGGCCGGCUGCCCUGCUCCUUCGUCACGCAUGCCCUGUUGGGCUCCUACGCCGUGCAGGCUGAGCUGGGCGACUAUGAUGCUGAGGAGCACGUGGGCAACUAUGUCAGCGAGCUCCGCUUUGCCCCCAACCAGACCCGAGAGCUGGAGGAGAGGAUCAUGGAGCUGCACAAGACAUACAGGGGCAUGACCCCAGGAGAGGCAGAAAUCCACUUCCUAGAAAAUGCCAAGAAGCUUUCCAUGUACGGAGUGGACCUGCACCAUGCCAAGGACUCUGAGGGCAUUGACAUUAUGUUAGGCGUCUGUGCCAACGGUCUGCUCAUCUACCGGGACCGCCUGAGAAUCAACCGCUUUGCCUGGCCCAAGAUUCUCAAGAUCUCCUACAAGAGGAGUAACUUCUACAUCAAGAUCCGUCCUGGGGAGUAUGAGCAGUUUGAGAGCACCAUUGGCUUUAAGCUCCCAAAUCACCGGUCAGCCAAGAGACUGUGGAAGGUCUGCAUUGAGCACCACACAUUCUUCCGGCUGGUGUCCCCCGAGCCCCCACCCAAGGGCUUCCUGGUGAUGGGCUCCAAGUUCCGGUAUAGUGGGAGGACCCAGGCACAGACCCGCCAGGCCAGCGCUCUCAUUGACCGGCCCGCACCCUUCUUCGAGCGUUCCUCCAGCAAACGGUACACCAUGUCCCGCAGCCUUGAUGGAGCAGAGUUCUCCCGCCCAGCCUCGGUCAGCGAGAACCAUGACGCAGGACCUGAUGGUGACAAGCGGGAGGAAGAUGGCGAGUCUGGGGGGCGGCGGUCAGAGGCUGAGGAGGGAGAGGUCAGGACCCCCACCAAGAUCAAGGAGCUGAAGCCGGAGCAGGAAACCACGCCGAGACACAAGCAGGAGUUCUUAGACAAGCCAGAGGACGUCUUGCUGAAGCACCAGGCCAGCAUCAAUGAGCUCAAGAGGACCCUGAAGGAACCCAACAGCAAACUUAUCCACCGGGACCGAGACUGGGAGCGGGAGCGUAGGCUGCCCUCCUCACCUGCCUCCCCCUCCCCCAAGGGCACCCCUGAGAAAGCCAGUGAGUCCCAGAGGACCCAGGACACCUCUCAGCAGGACUUGGCACCUGAGCCUGGGACGGCCACAGGCUUGGAACUGUUCACUCAGAAAAGCCUUGCAGCGUCUCCUGAGGGUUCAGAGCAUUGGGUAUUUAUAGAAAGGAAGUACACUAGGCCAGAAGAACUCAGUCUUCGAAAAGUGGCCGCCACGCAGCAGGAAGAAAGUGAGGCAGGCCUCGCGGAUAUCCUUGCUGAUGGCAGACUCUCCAAAGUGGACAUCCUGGUGGACAAGUUCAGAGUUGAAGUGGCCACAGAGGAAGUGGUGGGAGCCAGAAGAGCAAACACCCAGCAAAAAGGGAAAAUGAUCGCAAGCCCCGAAGACUUUGAGUCCAUGUGGGAGGAAGGUCCCUGGGUCAGGGACGGCCCAGAGGGAGCUUCUCCGGCUGCAGGCUGCACGCUGGCAGAAAAGCUCCUUGGGGGCUCCCAGCUCAGGGUAGGCACCGGGGAGGUAACCAUCAGGAAGCGCCAGGUCUCAGGUCAGCUGGAGGGCCACGUGGAGCUAAGGAAGGAGCUGGAGGAGUUCCAAACUAGUGGAAGACCCACUGUCCCGGGGACUGAGCCAGCUGAGGCGGAUGUCCCCUCUCCAACCUCUGACAAGGAAGGACUUCAGUCAUUUCUGCUGGACCCAGGCCAUGCGGAAGCCAGAGCCGACUCCAGUGAUGAAACUGACACCUCCUUCGCAGAGAGGAGCUUCUAUUUCAACUAUGGAGAGGAAGAUGUUGAAGACCAAACCCUCCCUCCGCUGCUGGAGGAGAGAGAAGAGUAUCUGGAAGCCCCUCCUGGAGGCGGGACCGGGCAGAAGCUCUUGGAGGAGCUUCCAGACAGCUCUGAGCCGAAUUCCUCAGACCAGUGGGGUUCUCCUUCAGCUUCCAGAAGGGGCAAAGAUGAAGCAUGGGAAGCCCACACAGCUUUCUUGGAGGGAGGGGCAGGGCCCCCCAGGGGCCACGGACAACCAGAUCGCCUGGAGGCCUUUGACAAGCAGCACGGUACUGGUACUGGAUCUUUUCCAGAGCAGAUGUUUGCUGAGAACUGGGAGAAAGCUGGGCAGGGGGUAGAAGCAAAGUUCCCCCACCCAGCAUCCACCAUCACUGCAGAGGAAGAGGCCCCCAGGAGUCAAGAGUUGAUGGGAAAGGCUGAGAAAAGUCCCCCAGCAAGAUGGAAGAACCACUCGUCUCACAGAGGAGGGGGUGUGUGCCCAGAGCUCCCAGCCUGCGCCCUUCCAUGGAAGCCAGCCAAAGCGGGCGGAGGCAACUUCUUGCCCAAAGACAGGGGACCAGGUCACACCCAAACAAGAGAACCCACGAUGGAGGACAGCAAGGUUCAUAUGCCUUUUCUUCAGAUGGAAGUGAUCAACCCUUUCCCAACCUCUCCUGGUCCCUUUCAGGCUCAGGCACCUCCUGAGGCAGCUUCUCUGAACCCAGCCUCUCCUGGGUCAGGGGAGCCUUUGGAACUUGGGGGUCCCUUUGGAGAACAGUACCCUGUGUUUCUCAAAGAAAGCCCAGAGCCCAAGGACCGAGUAGAGCCUGUUUUGACUCUGCACAGAGGUGAGCGCAAGGCACCUCCGGUUGCCAGCAGAAAGCCCAGGCGUGUCCUUGAGGGAGUUGAAAAGGCUGCACCCCUGGGAUUGGGGUUCCCUUCAGGGAAGCCAAAGAUGACUCCUUUCCAGGCUGUGGGCCAAGAGGACUCCCUGGAAGAUAUUAGCAAGACCUCAGUGGCCAAUAAAAUUUGGAUCUUUGAGAGCCAUGGAGCUGAAAGUCGUCGAGUGAGUCAGGGCGAAACACGGGCCCUUCCACAGGAGCUGCCUUCGGAGGCCUCCCUAGGGCAGGCGGAGCAACAGUGGAAUCAACUUUUAGACCUGGGCUUCGUCCAAGUCCAGCCCCUGGGGGACCUCGCUGGCCCCAAAGCCACUCGGUCCGCAGUGACGUCACCCACAACCAGACACUUCAGGGAGGGUGUUUCUACCGCAUCCCACCAGGAAGGAUUCAUGGAACUCGAGCUCAUGUCCCCUGAUUUGGGCUGUGAAACUACGCUGAAGGAAGCUACUGGGGGAGCUGGCCACAACAAAUCCGGAGACGCCAUCAGGGAAGAGAAGCAUGUCACCACUUUAGCAGCAAACCCCCCUGGGAAAGGGGGGCGCCUGAGACUCGCCAGCCCCUCAGGCCCUCAGAGAGCAGGGCUGAGGGAGGGCUCGGAGGAGAAAGUCAAACCGCCUCGUCCCAGGGCCCCAGAGAGUGACACAGGAGAUGAGGACCAGGACCAGGAGAGGGACGCGGUGUUCCUGAAGGACAACCACCUGGCCAUUGAGCGUAAGUGCUCCAGCAUCACGGUCAGCUCCACAUCCAGCCUGGAGGCUGAGGUCGACUUCACGGUCAUCGGUGACUACCAUGGCAGCGCCUUCGAAGACUUCUCCCGCAGUCUGCCUGAGCUCGACCGAGACAAGAGCGACUCGGAAACAGAGGGCCUGGUGUUCUCCCGGGAUCUCAGCAAGAGGGGCCCCAGCCAGGAUGACGAGUCUGGGGGCAUGGAGGACAGCCCUGACCGAGGGGCCUGCUCCACCCCGGAGAUGCCCCAGUUUGAGCCUGUGAAAACGGAAACCAUGACCGUCAGCAGCCUGGCCAUCAGGAAGAAGAUUGAGCCUGAGGCCGUGCUGCAGACCAGAGUCACCGCUGUAGACACCCAGGUUGAUGGGACUGCCCUAGGAAUGAAGGAGUUCAUAACAACUACUCCCUCCAUCACCACGGAGACCAUAUCAACCACCAUGAUGAGGAGACUGGAGAUCAGAGAGGAGAACAGUCUCAAGUCCGGGAAGGGGGCAGCUGCCAUGAUCCCAGGCCCACAGACGGUGGCCACGGAAAUCCGUUCUCUUUCUCCGAUCAUCGGGAAAGAUGUCCUCACCAGCACCUACGGCGCCACCGCGGAAACCCUCUCCACCUCCACCACCACCCAUGUAACCAAAACUGUGAAAGGAGGUUUUUCUGAGACAAGGAUCGAGAAGCGAAUCAUUAUUACUGGAGACGAAGAUGUUGAUCAAGACCAGGCCCUGGCUUUGGCCAUCAAGGAGGCCAAACUUCAGCAUCCUGACAUGCUGGUAACCAAAGCUGUCGUAUACAGAGAAACAGACCCAUCCCCGGAGGAGAGGGACAAGAAGCCACAGGAAUCCUGACCUCUGUGAAGAGAUGCUGGCGUUUCUGGUCCAACCCAAGCCAGAGAAGCGUUAAGAAGGGGCCUUCGUUCUGGAUUCUCCGACUCAACACCGAUGUCCCAGCUGCGACGUACUGUCACUGAUGAGAGACUGGGAAAGGAAAAGCAUAUAAAUAUAUAUAUAGAUAUAUAUAGAUAUAGAUAUAUAUACAGGAAACACUGCGUCCUUGCACUGCUUCUGGGGGCUGGCCAAUCAGUCGGCCAACAGCAACAACCAACAUCUGAACACCUACAUUUCCUUUGCAGACAAAUUGAAGAAUUGGUGGGGUUUUUCAGGGAAAAAGUUAUAAUGCCAAUAAUCCCUCGCUUUCCCCUUCGAAGCCCUGCGGAACAACCUAAGCAAUCCAGACCACGAUGACUGUAGAAGUGCAGUACGACCUGCACGUUACAUCUAGUGGACGAACAUUCCAUUGGUUCUGCAGCGCCCAUUGCCCACUCAAGUGCAAAGGAAAACCCUUUUGCAGCAAAGCAAGAUAAGUCGCAGCAGCAAGACACACACCAUCAACUGUUUUCCGAGAAAGAAAGAAAACUCGCCACUUGGAAAGGAGGAGGAGGAACACUGGAUCAUUACUUUAUGGGUCUUGACACUGGGCUGCAAAAUCCACCUCCCUUUCUUCUGCCUCCCCUCCCCCUCACAAGUCUUGUCGUCAUUUCCUGUCUCAGCUCCCUCCUCCUCUCUCCCAACCCUGUACCCCUCACCAUCUGUGUCCCGGUCCUGCCAAGGGCCACUGCAGAUGACUCUCACUUGAAAUGAGGAGAAAAAAAAAAGCAAGAACAGAAAACCAAGCCACAGGAAGGGAAGUAGACAUUGUAUGUUUAUGGGUUCUCAUUAUGAAGGUGCAGCUUGUAGGAGAUUUGUAUGGAUGUGCUUUUAAGUUAUGUAUAUUACAUAUAACAGGAAACAAAUAUUAAAAUAAACAGUGCUGGUAAGUAUGAAGCUGACAUUUUAAACUUAUAAUUAUCUGACUGUGAUUGAUGUAUCCCAAGGUUCCUAGAUCUCACUGAACCGGCCCAGCCAAGGAGACCUGGACUCUGGCUGUGGGCUGCUCACAGUAGGAGAUGACGGUUCAGUGUAGUAAUACAGUGUGUGAUAUUUGUCAUUGGUUGGUUGGUGGGGAGGGGAGGGGUCCCCAGAUGGAGAGGCAGGGGUUUGGCAAGAAGGAAGCAACGCAGAUGUAGUCCAAGAUGCCUUCUCCCCUGGGCAGUAGCAACCAGGGCCUGGUCUGUGCUCAGGUGUGGGGUCUAGAGUUAGGGUUUUGCUGCAGAUCCGCUGGCUCAGUCCCCCCACCUCCCUUGCCUCCGUUUUCAGUCCUCUAUUUUUAUUUUUAUUUUUUUUGCCACAUGUCUUGCCUUUCCCUGACCGAAUUGUGACAGCUAACUCCCCAUCCCCAGGGAGGUGACGCCCCCUAGCCAUUGCAGGGGAUGGUGGCUUUAAUCUGGCUGUCUGAAAAUCUCCAGCUCAGCCUUUCCCUUUACCACUCUUGUAUUCUGUCUGAAUCAUUCUCUUCUUCCAGGGCCAAAGCAGCCAUGCUAGAGACCGUGAACCCAGGGUGGGCCCCGAUAGGUCAAAAGUGCAUUCCCGAAGGCUUUGCCCACCCCAGAACAAGCUGAAGGUGAAAGGCAGUGCUGCCCAAAGUCUCCAGCCACAUGUAGGACCCUGGCUUUGGAGGUCUCACCUUUAUUCAGCGUCUGAGCCUGUGCCCCCGGGGUCCCAGAAAUUGCCUCAAGACCGCAGACGCCCUUGAAGAAAUUCCAUCAAAAGCCUGGCAUUGACCUCUGGCGCACGGGGGCUUUUCCAGGCUUUCCCGCCACAAGCAGCUCCCCUGAGCUCAGUAAGUCCCCUUCUGAGGGAGUGUGUCCCCACUGCACUUUAAUUUCUCAGUCCCGUCUCGCCUACCCCCAGUCCUGCUUCUAAAGCAGUUGAUAAAUUCAUUCAGCAAAUAUGUAUUGAAUACCUGCUUGUGCCAGGCACUAUUCUUGGGCUGAAAGAGAGUGGGCGUGGGGGUGCAUGGAGGCACCGGGGAAGGCCCCUGGGCCAACCUUACAUUUCUAACUGUGGCUGGCCCUUCUGAGAACAUUCCCACACUCUCUCCAGUUAGGGAACAUUGCCCACGGAUGCCCUCCAGUAGGCCCAGCCUUGCUUAUCAGUUACCCCAAGGACAUAUAUGCUUAGCUACUUAGUUGGUGCUGACCUGAGGCAGAACAAGAACCACAAUAGUGUACCUCUGUGGACAAAAAUGGGAUGGAGAGAGGGCAAAGAGCCCUGAACCUGGGGACCAGGUGGCGGAGUCAGCCACAUACCCCCAGAGCAGACCAAGUGGUCCGCUCCAGCUCCCCCUGAGUGUGACAGCAUACUUUUCAUGCACCAGGUUCUUUUCACACUCCUGGUCAAAGAAGUGCGAACCUCCUUUUUGCCCUUCUCAACCUGAAAGCUCCUACCUUUUCGGGCCGAGAACUGGACUGGCUCCACCCUCUCUGGGCCACCCAGAAUUUGGCUCAGGCACCGUGUCUCUGCCAGAACUGGGUAUUCUGAACAUACUUCAGAGGGAGAAUAUUUUCUCUGGGUUCUGUAUCUGCCGACAGACCCUGGGUGCGCGGCUUCAUUGCAGGGAUGAAGGGACCAGGCUUAGCUCAUGGGACAGCCAGGGCUUGUGGAGAUCUCUGUCCCGCACAUGUUCUGACCUUCCUUCCUUCCUUCCAUGGAGAGGCAAGCGGUGCCACCAGGGAGGAGGGGAGCUGCAAAGCUGAAAUCUAGGGCACUGUUUCCUCCCCAUCCUUCAUAGAGCAUAUAGACGUUUGUCUUGUCUGUCUUCAACCUACUUUUCCUUUUUUCUUUUUUAUGUUUCUCAUCCUUUCUGUGCUGCCUCUCCACCCAAGAGACCAUGUAGCUUAGUGGAAAAUGUCCCAGAGGGCAGCCGAGAGUGCUGGGUGGCCAUCCUGGCUCAGCACCAUGUGACAGGGAACUAGUCCUGUGUCCUCUUUGGGGCCUCAGUUUCUGCACUUGUAAAAUGAUGAGGAUAAACCAGAUGCUCUCUGGGGGCUUUUUCUGCUCUCCCAUCCCAGAUUUUCAUUUUACUUUGCUCUCUCGGGAUCUUUUCCAUCUGAGGGUACAGGAAGUGCCAGGACCUGUUUCAAUUUUUGACCUUUCUGCAAGUACAUUCCAAGACCGGUCUGAAACUGCAUGAGCAACAUCACUCUAUUUUUUUUUUCUUUUUCCGAAAGCACCUUACCAAACAACUGCAAUGCUGUCCUGUUCCUUUUGACUCACACCCCUCUCUCCUCUCUGGUCCCCACGCUUCCCCACCUCAGUGCUCCGUGCUGUAUGCGUGUGCUCUCUGUUCUUGUAUACUCAAUAAAAGUGAA